AUGAACGACAUUAUUGGACAAACAAGCUUUUCAACAGGUGUAAAUCCACAAGCAGUCGCUGUUGCUGAUUUUAACCAUGAUGGUAACCUGGAUAUUGUCGUGGCGAACUCUGAUGAUAAUACUCUGACUGUAAUACUAGGGAAUGGUAUAAAUGACACUCUUGGACAAGGUAUCUUUUCAACUGGUACAAGUCCACAAUCAGUUGCUGUCGCUGAUUUCAACCUUGAUGAAAAACUAGAUAUUGUCGUUGCAAACUCUGGUAAUCACACUGUGACUGUUAUCCUGGGAAAUGGUGUGAAUGACACUAUUGGACAAAGCAGCUUUUCGACCGGUAAAAAUCCACGAUCAGUUGCUGUCGUUGAUUUUAACCUUGAUGGUAAGCCAGAUGUUGUCAUUGCGAAUUAUGUUGAUAAUACCGUGACUGUGUUACUUGGAAACGGUGUAAACGACACUAUUGGACAGGUAACAUUUCCAACUGGCGGAAAUCCACGAUCAGUUGCUGUCGGUGAUUUUAACCUUGAUGGUAAGCCAGAUAUUGUCGUCGCAAACUUUGGUGAUAAUACUGUGGCUAUACUACUUGGAAAUGGUGUAAAUGAUACCAUCGGACAAAAAAGCUUUCCAACAGGCAAAAAUCCACAAUCAGUUGUUGUCGGCGAUUUCAACCUUGAUGGUAAGCCAGAUGUCGUCGUUGCAAAUUUCGGCGAUAAUACCUUGACCAUACUACUUGGUAAUGGCCAAGGAAGUUUUAUUGUGUACGAGACUCUCCCAGCUAGCGGUAAUCCAAGCUCCAUUGUUGCAAGCGACUUUAAUGGUGAUGACAUUUCACCAUCGGAACUAGUCGUUCUUUACGAACAUGAAAAAAUCUUACCGGAUUUUAAUCUUCUCACAUUCGUUAAUAAACAUUUUCAUCUUCCAUCAUGUACUGCUUUGACUUACACUAGUGAUCCAACAAUGGCUCCUAAAGAUCACAUAAAUAAACUAUGGGAUUUACUUUCUCGACCAGCUGAUACGCCAAUUGAAGGUAGUUCAAAAAUACCUCUUCCAUUCCCGUAUGUUGUACCCGGUGGUAGAUUUCAAGAAAUUUUCUAUUGGGAUUCAUACUUCACCAUGUUAGGCUUAAUUCUUAAGCCUGAGUGGCUACAUAUAGUUAGAGGAAUGAUUGACAAUUUCGCCUAUAUGAUUGACCGAUUUGGUUUUAUACCAAAUGGAAGUCGUACCUAUUUUUUAAGCCGAUCUCAGCCACCAUUUUUCGCCGAAAUGAUUCAGUUGUUAGCUGAUACAGAUCAUACAGAACAUAUCAAACAACGAUAUUUACCUCAACUACUCAAAGAAUAUGAAUGGUGGAUGACAAAUGCUGAUCAGUUGACAGAUGAACAACCAGUUAAAAGUCAUGUUGUACGAUUGCCCGAUGGCACGAUUCUCAAUCGAUAUUGGGAUCCAUUGACUACGCCUCGGCCAGAAGCAUAUCCGAAGGAAGAAGCUUAUCGUCAAAAAGCUGAGCAAAAUGGCAUCUCUGCUGAAAAAUUCUAUCAACAUAUCCGAGCUGCUUGUGAAUCAGGUUGGGAUUUUUCUUCACGUUGGCUAAUUGAUACUAAACGUAUGGAGACCAACCACGCAGCAGAUAUUGUUCCGAUCGAUCUUAAUUGUCUUCUCUACUCUCUGGAGAAUUUACUUGAAAGUACAUAUAACCAAAAAGGUGAUUUGGAAUCGAGUAAAAAAUUCGGAGGGUUAGCAGAAAAUCGAAAAAAUGCAAUUCAAAACAUCCAUUGGAAUAAUGAAACUAAAUUUUUUAUGGACUAUGAUUGGACACAAAAUCGAUCAACACCUGCCGUUACACUAGCUGGUGUUUAUCCACUCUUUUUUAAAUUAGCAACACUUGAACAAGCAGCACAUGUUCAUGAACGUCUUGAAAAAAGUUUUCUACAAUCUGGCGGUCUAGUUACUACUCUAGAGAGAACUGGUGAACAAUGGGAUUGGCCGAAUGGAUGGGCACCCUUGCAAUGGAUAGCUUAUCAAGGUUUGAAGAAUUAUGGAUUCAAUAAGUUAGCAGCUGAAGUAAGACUACGAUGGUUGACUCUAAACGAUCGUGUAUUUAAAGAGACAGGAAAAAUGACCGAGAAAUACAACGUAGUGGACAAUGUGAAAGCUGGAGGUGGCAACUACCCUCUACAAGACGGAUUUGGUUGGACGAAUGGAGUCUAUUUAAAACUGUUGCAUGAUGUUUAA
Rotaria sp. Silwood1 is the source of this 2226-nucleotide messenger RNA. Lineage: Eukaryota; Metazoa; Rotifera; Eurotatoria; Philodinida; Philodinidae. The record is from the annotation of a GenBank genome assembly.